Anopheles bellator is the source of this 717-nucleotide messenger RNA. RefSeq lists its product as uncharacterized. Lineage: Eukaryota; Metazoa; Arthropoda; Insecta; Diptera; Culicidae. Bases 1 to 717 code for a protein of 238 amino acids. The transcript has a single exon. The record is from RefSeq and is a predicted model, not a curated record.
AUGAACAAAGUGAUUCUGCUAACGUUUGUGGUGCUGUGUGUGGCCAGUUUCAUCGGCUACACUGCGGGAGCCCCGGGACGAAAGCGUGAUUCGUCGGAAGAGUCGAGCGAACGGCGAGUUGUGGAACGGGAUCGGAAACAGGAUCGUAAUUCGCCGGCAGCAGGCGAGUCGAACGAUGGUAGCAAACAACCGGCAGUGAAGGAGGGUGAAAAACGAGACAAGGACAGUGUGCCCGCUUCCGGUGUUGGUGACCGGAAGACAAAGCGUCCGCGACCUCCGCCGAGGAGGAGGUACAAGGGAAAGAACAGGAAUCGAUCGUCUACGACGACUAGCGCAACGUCUAGUGCCGGCUCUUCGACGACCACGACGCCGAUGCCAGCCGGUGCAAGUUCAACUACCGGAGCAGCCACGAGAUCAGUUUCUUCGACCACCGUUGCUGUUUCUUCACCGUCGACGACAACCCAAAGUACUACGUCCAGCUUGAAGUCUACAGCACUGCCUACAGCACCGUCGGCUGUGUCUACAACGGCCAGCACCACUACAACGGCCAGCGGCCCUUCGUCGACCGGCGCACCGAAAACCUCAACGGGAACAUCCACCAGCGCUCCAUCCUUUUCGACACCUUCCACUACCGGUGCUACGGGCAGUGGACCGGUUUCGCCCAACGCAAUAAGCUCAUCCACUCUGUAUCCCACCUUCACGACCACUCGCACUUAA